Marasmius oreades (fairy-ring Marasmius) is the source of this 1565-nucleotide messenger RNA. RefSeq lists its product as uncharacterized. Lineage: Eukaryota; Fungi; Basidiomycota; Agaricomycetes; Agaricales; Marasmiaceae. Bases 35 to 1552 code for a protein of 505 amino acids. The transcript is spliced from 5 exons. The record is from RefSeq and is a predicted model, not a curated record.
UUAGCUAGAUCUCUCUUCCUUCUCUGACGCUGCCAUGGAACGCAAUGCGAAAAGAGUAGUGCUCAAUCAUGCUCGAGGCAUGAUUCUUUUUUCUGUGCUGAACUCCACCACCCAAACCGUAUUGCAGGCCAUGAUAAUUCGGGAGAGUAAAAAGAUAUACGACGACUUCCAAGAAACGUGCUCUGGUCAAGGAUCGCAGUCGAGGAUUACGCGGGAAAACAUCGUCCUCCUGCUACUGCAUAAUUUCGCCAUGGUGAUGCAUAUCUUCGCCCUGAUGCGCUCUUCCGACGUGUUUGAUCUCUUUCUAUUCACACUAUUCGGACUUUCCGCUGGCUGUGGCUUCACGCAGUACUUUCGUGACAUGUUGAAUUGCGAGGAGCCAUGCGAUUGUUCCGAACGGAAGACGCGCGUAGGACUAGAAACUGCACGCCUCGUUCUCGCUCUGGUCUUCCUGAUAUUCGUAGGGCUCACGACGUUCCUGAGAUCUUCGAAUUAUAAUCCAGGAGCACCUGUCUAUAAAGCCUCUGUACCCACUGUCCUAUUCCUCGGCGUCGGAUUGGUGAUUUUAGCCAUCGACGCUAAGCCUGAUCCACUUUCAUGGCCGCUCCUCUUCUUGUGGAUCGUCUUUGCUGCAUUUUCCAUCUUUAUUUCCAUCGUGUUACCGGUUUUAUACCGUCAUCUUCUCAAAGGCCAAGAAGAUAAUGCGCCCGCUUCUAAGCCGACAGAUGAUGCUGAAACGAGAUCGACGUUUGAAAGCAAUAUUCGCACCUUAUCGCAGACGCUUCCCUCCGACCCGUUUGCAUCAUUUGCUCAAAGAGAUUCAAUCGGCAUUCACGAAACACCUGUUGCGCUUUCCUCGUCCUCCGCGACCGUUGGUGAAUACAAACCGGAUCAUGUGGCAGACCUCUUCUCUGUGAUUCCGACAUCAAGAAGCGAGUCGAUACUCCCUGAGGAGACGCGUUCUGCCCAGUAUUCGUUUGGUGCGGAAACAUUUAACAGUGCAGUUCCUAUUCGGGAUGCAUCGAUGGACGAGUCUCCAUGGGCACCAGAAGUUGGACAAUCCUCGCGAGCAUUACGCGAUUCACUUGAUACAACCUCCUCCAUGGGAACAGCAUUCAUAGCAGAAAUUGGUUCGCAGCUAUCUCCUCCCGACAACAGACACACACCAUUACCUCCUAAUGAAGAUGCCAAUGAAGAUUUACACGUCACGUCGCGCCAUUCUAUAUCUAUGCAACCUAUGGAAACGUUUCCAUCAUCGCUACCUGAUGGAGACAAUCAAUCCAUGACGGAAUCGUAUCUGUCUCCCAGCGUAUCCACUGUUCCCCCUUCUCAUUCACCUUCCGUGUCGAUUAAUACACUUUCAGUUCCAUUGUACACCGAUGGGCCGUAUUCAUAUCGGCCGCGUUACGAUACACUAUCUAGCGAUGGGACCUGCGAGACCCUCCCGAGUUACCACUCUCGACAGAACUCCCAUACGCUCCCAGAUUUACUAGGUAGACCUCCAAUGCCUCCAAACAUCGGGUCGCUGCCUGCAUUGCCGCCAUCGUAUUAGAUUUGUUGACACC